Engraulis encrasicolus (European anchovy) is the source of this 1461-nucleotide messenger RNA. It is a transcript of the gene apooa, whose product is annotated as apolipoprotein O, a. NCBI's taxonomy places the organism in Eukaryota, Metazoa, Chordata, Actinopteri, Clupeiformes, Engraulidae. Gene Ontology annotation, biological process: cristae formation. Gene Ontology annotation, cellular component: MICOS complex. The transcript is spliced from 9 exons. Bases 228 to 824 code for a protein of 198 amino acids. The record is from RefSeq and is a predicted model, not a curated record.
UUAUAUCCUCACCCGGCACGGUGUUUUUAUAAAUACUGAAAGUCAAACCCUAAAACGGACUCUGUUUGCUAUAGUCACGAUGUCGCUAUGAAAUUAGCAGGGAAAUAAUUAUCAGUCUCAUUCCAAUGCCAGUAGGCUGCACAUUUGUCUCCCACACGACAGGGGGCGCUAAUAAAACAAAUCUGAAGUAUGUGCUCUGUGGUGAGCGCAGAGGAAGAAAAUAAACCAUGUUCAAGCUGCCUCCUCAGAGUCCUGCUGGCUGGGUGAUGGGAGUGGUGUUGGCCGCCGCCCCCUCUGAAGACAAAACACCCAGCACAGACAUGAAACUAGACCAGUUGUCCCUGUACUCCGCUCCGCAGCGUAAUCUUCGCUAUGUGGAGCCGUCAAUUGGUUUCCUGGAGCAGGGCGUGACCUCCGCAAGACACGCCUCCCAGCCCGCCCUCACCUGGACACAGGGCGUGUACUCGAGUGUGAAGCCCAAAGUGGACAAGGCUGUGCAGAUGGGGAAAGAUGGCUAUGUGUAUCUCCAGAAUCCUCCUCCAGAGUUCUACCCGAGAGCCGGAGUCAUCGGAUUCGCCGGAAUACUGGGCCUCUUCCUGGCCAGAGGCUCCAGGGUGAAGCGUCUGCUGUAUCCUUCAGUCCUGACGGGUGUUGCUGCAUCCAUGUACUACCCUCAGGAAGCAGCUGAGAUCGCUAAGGCAACGGGUGACUCCAUCUAUGAUUGGGCGAUCCAGGCCUACGUUACCGUGGAGACACAGCUGUUCAAACCCAAGGCCCCCAAACCGCAGGCUGAGAAGAGUGCCAGCGAAGAGACCAAGGCUUGAAUUCCAGAUCAGGCUCUGACGGCAGUUUAAUUGAGAGGAAUCGUCCAGUCUACUUCUGAGAGAAGCCACGCCCCUCCAAUCCACUUGGGGCACCCUUUACCCAUCCUCCAAUGGCCUUUCAGCACCCCUAAUUUAUCCUCCAAUCAAAUAAUUCCAGCUCCCCUUUACCUAUCGUCCAAUAGGCUUCUGACUCCCAUUUGCACUAGAAUUGGACACGCCCACAUUGGGGUGAAGUCUGGCCAGCAUCUUACAUGAGAACUGCAAAGUAAUCAAACGCACAAAACGGCACUUGUGGAAAUGUAUUUUUAGAUAUUUAAAAUAAUUGCCUGUUGUCUGAUGUACAUGCUAAAAGCAUAACUUUUAAUUUGUCUAAUUAUUUUAUUUAAUUGUUUUAUUUAAAUUACUUGAAUCUUACAUUUUAAACAAAAUUUUAAAACUUACAUUUUAAACUAAAUAAUGUGACUUUUGUCAUAUUCAUGUAGUGAUUGCUUCUAACUGUGGCGGUUCAGAGUAUAUUUUAUUAAGAGGAUAAAUAACUGUAAGAGUAAAAAUGUAUAUUUGAUGUGAAUUUAUGUGAAGUAUUUAUUUUGGAUGGAAGUGACUGCUUCACUAAUAAAUGAAAGACGCCCUUUGGAAA